This is a messenger RNA of Miscanthus lutarioriparius, 1533 nucleotides long. Lineage: Eukaryota; Viridiplantae; Streptophyta; Magnoliopsida; Poales; Poaceae. The record is from the annotation of a GenBank genome assembly.
AUGAACUCGCGAGCUUACCAGUUCCAGCUCCAGGUUGCUGAGGCGGCGGCGGCGGCUCCAGUUGUUCAUGCCGCAGAAGGCGGCGAGCCCGAGGUCACCCCGAAGGCUCCGCUGCUGAAUAUCCAAGCCCAAGGCACGGCGGCGCGCCAAGGCAGCGGCCUUGCUCAGACGACGACGAUGGGGACAAUUGGCAACGCCGAGGCUACGGCUACCAAGUGCCCCGAGUGCCCCAAGUGGUUCGCGUCGGAGAAGGCCAUGUUCGGGCACCUGAGGAAACACCCGGAGAGGGGCUACAAGGGGGCCACCCGUCCGACGGCGACGGCCAGCGACGCCGCUGCCGCUGCCGUGGCUGGAGACAAGAAGCCGACCAAGAAGGUGCCGCGGAAGGCGACUGCUGGCGUCCCGGCUAUCAACGUGGCGGCCGCUGCUGCGACGAAGGCGUGGGAGGAGGCCGAGCUCUCAACCAAGUGGCCAGCCUCGGUGAAGCGCGGGCGCACGCCCGUGGCUCCGGUGCAGGUGAGCAGCUGCAGCGAGGAGGAGGAGGAGGCUGCGAUGAUCCUCCUGGAGCUGGCCUCCUCCAGCCGCACGUCGUCCGAAACCCAGCAGCAUCAGUCUGUGGAACCGGUGCGUGCCCACGACGCCGUCUCUGGCCACCAGAUACAGAUGUCGGUUGUCGAGGAGCCCAUGCUUCUUGACCAUCCCACAGAGGCUGAGCAGCAGAUCGUUCAACUGGAGAAUGCCCUGGGGCUCAGCGCGGAGUCCCAGACGCCCGCGGUCAAGCAGGUCACGGACCUGGUGAUUACCACAGAAGCUGUCCUGAUCGUGGUCCCGGCGAACAACAAGCCCAUCUUCCCCAGUCUCGACUCUGGCGCCGGCGACAAGAUGAAGGCCAAGAAGCAGCGCCGGGUCAUGAAUCCCGAGCAGACGGCAGCAUCGACGCCGCCGCCGCCGCCUCCUCCAGAAGGCGCCGUCAUCCGCACGCCGCCGGCGAGGCGCAUACCGUCGCCGGCGUCGGACAAGAAGCACACGUGCCAGACCUGCGGCAAGUCGUUCCCCACCCACCAAGCCCUAGGCGGCCACAUGGCCAACCACGUCAAGGGCGCCAAGACCACCAGCGCGCGGCACGACGACCUCGCCGCGGCCCAGGCCAAGCACAACAUCUUGGCGCGCCGCGACCAGCAGAGCGCCGGCAACGGCAACGGCAACGGCAACGUCACCAUCCCCGCCAGCGCUGGCGCGGGCGCGGGCGCGUUGCAGGAGCGCCAGGACGCCCAGCCGCCACCGGCGCAGGCGCCGACACCGCAGACCGCGCCGACGCCGCAGGCCGCGGCGCCGCACGUGUGCGACGAGUGCCACCUGAUCUUCCCCUCCGGCCAGGCGCUCGGCGGCCACAAGCGGAAGCACUGGUUCCCGGAGAAGCAACAGGCCAAAGCGGCAUCGGCAUCGGCACCGGCGCCGGCGCCUGCGCUUGCGCCGCGGGACUUCGACCUGAAUGAGAUGCCCAAGGAGGGGCAAGGGGAGAACAACAAUUAG